AUGCCCGAUUCAAAAGGUUCAAUCCCAGUUCGUGUUGAUCAAAUCCGAAUUCUUAAAUCCACAUUGCUGAAAUCCUCGUUUGUGUGCUGCUUAAACUGCUUAAAUCCACAUUUGUUGCUGGUUCUUCUCCCCCACCUGGGUUACCUCCCAUGGAGGUACUAUACCUUGGGUCCCUUCGCCCACCUGGAUCUGGAGCUCAUCGAAGCCCGGCGUCUCAUCCCGAGUGUCUCGGGAGUCCUGGAGGCGCACAUCGGCGACGAGCCUGAUGCCUUCGUACGGGUCUACAUUGACGACUGCCUUCAGUACUCAUCCAAGAUCAUUCGCAAUAGCCGCAGACCUCAGUGGAGAGAUGCGCAGACCUUCGAUAUUGUGGCCGACUUGUCCUUUAUUCGGGUGCACGGGAAGUUGCAGCCCAUAUUGGCGCCCGCAAAACCUCCAGCGGUCCCUGGAGUCCAGGUCUACGAUACGGAUUCAGCAAGUGUCCUGGACAAUAUCGAUCCCCUGGGCUUCGUGGAGUUCUGCAUUCAAGACAUCCCAUUUGAUCAGGAGAUUGAUGGCUGGUUUGAGCUACGAUUUCCUCAAAACCUCCAAGGGACCAAUGUGGAGAGAUAUGCGAUGCAUACUGACUGCAGAGAGGAGUGGCUGAAGCAUGAUGCGAGGCAAUUGCUCAAGGAUGAAGCGGAGAAGCAUGCGGCGGAGGACGACGAGGAAGGGAAUCGAGUGGACCGCACUGUGAAAGUGAAGGGUGUGGUCCCUGCCUCCCUGGCCUCCCGUGUCAUUCGACGGGUGCACCAUGGGAUCUCGGUGUUGGCCAACAAGGCACACGAAGACGACACGGUGCAGUACAAUGCCGGGGAGAUCCGUUUGAGGAUGAAGCUCCGGCGAGUGGUGCCUCGAGGUAUGGACGCCUUUGCACGCGCGCUGCAGCCCUCGUGUUUCACCUAUGCGACCUUCGUGCAGGAGGAGUAUUUGCCACAGUUGGAUCUACAAGAACUGGUGGAUGAUGCCAUGGACAUCAAACUCCAGCUCUUAGACGACCUGAUCUUUGCCAUGCUGGCGUUUGUGAGCUAUAUCGUUGCCUGGAAGUCGUUCUUCCUCUCCGGACUUUUGCUGGCCACGGUGAUUGCCACCUUCAAAAGUGAGCUUUUGGCUUGGGGCAUUUGGCAUCUCUGGAUGGGCGUGGUGCUGGUGCUGCUUUCGGACAAGAAGUGGAGGGACGUUCUGAGCACCAAUGGUUUGAACGCGCCAUUGAACCAGGAAGGUUUGGAGAUGGUGGCAGCCUGGAAUGAGACAUCAGAGAUGCAUUGCUUCUUGAUGCGGGUCGUGGAGGCCCGCAACGGUCAGAUCAUUGGCAUGCAGGAGCUGGUGCAUUGGGCCGGCACGGUUUGCGUGGGCCGUGGGGAGUUGGAAAUCACUUUUGAUGAACUGCUGGAUGCCAUGCAUGAAUUGUGGUUCAUUGAUAUGCCCCGGAAGCCGGUGGUCAAGAAGAAUGCCUUGGUGUACGUGGAGCGUCGGAAGGGCACAGUCACCAACGUCCGCGGCAGGACGGUGACCGUUGUCUUCGAUGAAUGUGCUCCAGACGAGCCACCCGAGGAGGACUUCGACAUGGAACUGGUGCAGCCGAGGAUCCAACCGCCGGCGGUGCCCAGGAUGUUCGUCCCAAAGAGCGUCCUGGGAAUAGUGGCGACAUUGCAGUAUCACAUCUACAACUUCCAUCGGGAGCUGAGCCCCUUCACACAGUACCUAAAGGAGUUUUGUACAUGGAAGAAGCCAGUGGCAGCAUCGUUGAUGGUGGCCUUCCUCUUCGGUCGUUCCAUCUUGGCCUUUGUGGGCUUCUUCCAGCCAAGUAGCUGGUGUCACGUGGGCGAAGAGAUCCUGCUGAAAAUCAGGAAGUGCAUCUAUCUUCUCUUGGUGGUGGCGGUGCUUUUCUGCAAAGCCCGUGGCAUCCGCGUGGUCCUAGGGGUGUUCUACAUCGUUGCCAGCUACUGCCAUUCUCGUCAGGCUCCAGAGUGCUGGAAGUUUUACAAGCCCCUUGGCGGACAUCCUUCUUGGAUGCUUUUGCUGGUGACUGGCACCGCUUGCCACCGUCGCAGCGUUUUUGGAACUUAAGUGGGUUGCAGUGGCUUGCAG
Messenger RNA from Cladocopium goreaui, 2130 nucleotides. The record is from the annotation of a GenBank genome assembly. Lineage: Eukaryota; Dinophyceae; Suessiales; Symbiodiniaceae.